Messenger RNA from Juglans microcarpa x Juglans regia, 1361 nucleotides. Its product is annotated as BTB/POZ and TAZ domain-containing protein 1. The transcript has 5 exons. Gene Ontology annotation, molecular function: protein binding. Gene Ontology annotation, cellular component: nucleus. NCBI's taxonomy places the organism in Eukaryota, Viridiplantae, Streptophyta, Magnoliopsida, Fagales, Juglandaceae. Bases 122 to 1213 code for a protein of 363 amino acids. The record is from RefSeq and is a predicted model, not a curated record.
CCACCUCCCGAGUCCCGCUGUCUAUAAAGCUGGGAACAACCAGCCUCUCUCCCCGAGUCCCCCUCUCACGACUAAAGACAGACAACAAAGACAGACAACCAAAUCUCUCUCUCUCUCGCCAAUGGAAGAAAAUCAAAUCACGUCUCUUAGCAUUUCCGAAGAUCUGUAUGGCCUUUAUACUGCCACUGCACGGGAACUACCGAAGCCCGACCUCCACAUCCUCACCUCCGGUGCACUUCGCAUCCCUGUGCACUCUAGUAUCCUGGCUUCGGUGUCACCGGUGCUGGAGAAUAUGAUAGACCGGCCACGCAAGCACCGGAGCUCCGAGCGAGUUAUUCCAAUUCUCGGAGUUCCUCGCGACGCCGUAGUCGCGUUCCUUCGCUUUCUCUACUCCUCAAGGUGCACGGCAGAAGAGCUGGAGAAAUACGGAAUUCAUCUACUUGCAAUGUCCCACGUGUACUAUGUCCCCCAGCUGAAGCAGAGAUGCUCGAAGGUUCUGGUGGAAAGGCUAACGAUUGAGAACGUGGUGGACGUGCUUCAACUCGCGAGGAUGUGCGACGCACCCGACCUCUAUCUCAAGUGCAUGAAAUUGGUCGCCAACCAUUUCAAGGCCGUGGAGAAGACCGAAGGGUGGCAGUUCUUGCAGGAUCACGAUCCUUGGCUCGAGCUCCAGAUUUUACAAUUCAUGGAUGAAGCCGAAUCGAGGAAGAAGAGAACAAGGAGGCUCAGGGAGGCGCAGAGCACGUAUCUGGAGCUGAGCGAGGCAAUGGAGUGUUUGGAACACAUAUGUACGGAAGGGUGUACAAGCGUAGGGCCUUACGACGCGGAGCCGAAGAAGAAGAAGAAGGAGCCGUGUAGCAAAUUCUCGAUGUGUGAAGGUCUGCAGCAAUUGUUUCGGCACUUUGCCACGUGCAAGAAGAGAGUAAACGGAGGGUGCUUGAGAUGCAAGCGCAUGUGGCAGCUUUUGAGACUGCACGCCUCAAUCUGCGACCAACCCGAUUCUUGCCGUGUUCCUCUUUGCAGGCAAUUCAAGCUGAAAAUGCAGCAGCAGGAGAAAAGGAAGGAUGAUGCGAGGUGGAAGUUGCUGGUGAGGAAGGUGGUGUCAGCCAAAGCAAUAUCUUCCCUUGCUCUGCCCAAGAGGAAAAGAUCAGAUCAGGAACUACAACUCCAAGAUCAGACCCACAAUCAUGGGAUUAGAAGCUUCAGAUUUUAAUUAAUUAAUUAUUAGUACUGAGUUUUUUGUUAUUUAGUUUCAAUGUAUUCACUCAAAUAGGCAUGUGCAUGGAAGGAAAUCGUCAUGUCCUACUGGUUUUAAAUGGAGGCAUGCCUAUUCAUCAUGUCCUAUUGUGCAUGACAUGUUU